Messenger RNA from Spodoptera littoralis (African cotton leafworm), 4100 nucleotides. The record is from the annotation of a GenBank genome assembly. NCBI's taxonomy places the organism in Eukaryota, Metazoa, Arthropoda, Insecta, Lepidoptera, Noctuidae.
UUGAAAUUUGGCCGGGGUGUCCGUAGCCUAGGAAACGGGUGUAGCUACAAGACAACAACAUUGAUAAGUCAUUUCUUAUCGUGUUACAUAAAAAUUGGCAAAAGUAAUUGUAAAUAGAUUAAAUUUUAUUAAGAAUAACUUAUUUGUGAAUAAAAUAAUCAUAAGAACUAUGAUGAUUUUGACAGUUCGAGGUAUGGAUGGCAGACUUUGAGUGCGCCGGCGACGAAGUUCUGGUGGAGUCGUCGCCGCCUGCCUCGCCCGACAUGGCAGCGCGGCUUGCGGCUCCUACCCAGGGCGGUGGCGCGGCCGGCGGUGCCUCGCCGUCCUCCGUGCGUGAGCUCAUCGUCAUACCGGAAAUAGCCGACUCCAUGCAUUUGCAGCACGCCAUGCAACAGGUGUCGAGCACGGUGGUGGAGGUAAACGGCGACAGUUCUGGACACUCCAGCCCUACGACUGAUGGUCAGCACACCUACAUCACGGUGUCCAGCGAGUUGCAACGCGCAUGGAAUCAACCACAUUUCCUUGUCAAGAAAGAAGACCACAGUGACCAAGAAAGCGAGGGCGGCAAUGGUGUCAACUACCACGUGCAGUAUGUCACCGAGCCGCAGGAGAUCUACACACAAGGACAUCCGCAUAUGGACCCGCUCCGCACAUACCCCGUGUACGGCGUGACGACGGUGGGCAAUGGCACGAGCGCUGAAGGCACGUCGGCCGACAACGGCUGGGGGGGCGCCUCGUCUGCGGAGUACACGGCUUAUGGCGUUGUGGUGGCGGGCGACGAGGCGGAGGCCCCGGCGUCCCCCGCGACCCCGGGCGGCGCCCCACAGCCCCCGCGCAUGCCGCCCGCCACCGUGCAGUGGCUGCUCGACCACUACGAGACCGCAGACGGUGUGUCGCUGCCCCGGUCAACAUUGUACGCGCACUACCUUCGUCACUGCGCCACGCAUCGCCUCGAACCAGUCAACGCGGCUUCCUUCGGCAAACUGAUCAGAUCAGUGUUCCUUGGGUUACGUACUCGAAGACUGGGUACUAGGGGAAACUCCAAGUACCACUACUAUGGGAUCAGAGCCAAACCCGGCGUGGAACACGAACCCAUCGAGCCGCGAGACGAAAUAAGUGACCAACACGAUAAUGUUGAUGAUAAAACCGACGUGCUCGAUAAUCAGGAGGGCAGGUCUCGCGACCGGUCCCGCGACUCCACCAGUAGCCCGGGCCACAUACACCGCCAGUACAUGGGCACCGUGUCCCCGCCUGAACCACCGCCGCUCAAUAUACACCCGCUGCCUGAUGACGUGACGCCUGAAGCUUUGAACGCGCUGCGGAGGCAUCAUAGGGAGCACGGCGCGGAGUUCCUGGAGGCGGUGGCGGCGCUGGACACGGGCGCGGUGGAGCGCGCGCGGCGCGGCUGGUGGCGGCGGGCGCCGCGCGCGCUGUCGGGGCGCGGGCUGUGGCGGCUGGCGGCGCGGCGCGACGUGGCGGGCUGGCUGCGCGCCGCCGACCUGCAGCUGUACCAGCGCGCCGUCGACCUGCUGCUGCCGGACGUGCUGCGACCCAUCCCGCCGCAACUCACGCAGGCUAUCCGCAACUUCGCGAAGAGCCUAGAGGCGGCGCUGGCGGCGGGCGCUAGCGGCGCGCCGGCGGCGGCGGCCCGCGCGCAGGCCGGCGCGGCCGCCGCGCUGGCCGCCGCGCUGCGCCGCUACACCUCGCUCAACCACCUCGCGCAGGCCGCGCGCGCCGUGCUCAACAACCACCACCAGAUACACCAGAUGCUAGCGGACUUGAACCGCGUGGACUUCCGCGUGGUCCGCGAGCAGGCCGCCUGGGCCUGCUCCUGUGGCAGCGCCGCCACCGCGCACAAACUCGAGGCCGACUUCAAGGCCACGCUGGGCCGCGGCGCGUCCCUGGAGCAGUGGGCGGGGUGGCUGGAGGCGUGCGUGCUGGGCGCGCUGGCCCCCCACGAGCGCCGCGCGGACUACACAGCGCGCGCGCGCCGCCUGCUGCUGGACUGGUCGUUCUACUCGUCGCUCGUCAUCAGGGAGCUCACACUCAGGUCGGCGGCAUCGUUCGGCUCGUUCCACCUGAUCCGCCUGCUGUACGACGAGUACGUGUCGUACCUCAUCGAGCGACGCGUCGCCGCGCAUCACAACACGCCGCCCAUCGCUGUCAUGCAACGCGCAUUCGAGCAAGAAGAAGAAGAUGUCCCCGAGGAACAGCCUCGCGCUGAGCCGGAUGACGACGAUCAGGAUUGGGAGUGGGACGAUGACGAGGAGGAGGACGACGAACCAACUGACAUCAAGAAACAAAAGAUGGCCGCCGAGUGAGCUCCGCUUACUUACACAUUGUAAUUGAUUUCGGCCAUAGAUGCCUGAAAUAUUAAGGUAAAAUUAAUUGGAACGAGGGACACACGUACUUAUCUUUAUCUGUGUAGCUUUUAACCAGCACAUCAAAGUACAUCUAUGAACCAUUCGGUUUGUUCAGUACGCGCUGGUGUAGAGUGAGAUUGUUUGUCCAAAAUUUGGGAGUUCAGUAGUUUGACUCUAGCUAAUUCUCUAUUGAAUUUUAUUUCAACCUAAAAAGGUUUAAAAUGGAAUAAAUAUGCAACUGCUGUCUCAGUAAUAGUUGCUUAGAAUUUCACUUAAAAUGAAAUAUUAAAUAUAAUGUUGUAAGUUCUCUGUAUGUAAUUUGCAAAGCUUAAGAGAUUAGUUAUUUGUAUGUCCCUCGUGUUUCUAAAAUAUUUCAGUUUAUGCAUUGAACAAAGGAUCUUUUAAAUAGUAAUAUGUAUAAGGUAUUGCUACAUAAUUACUGUAAGUAGGCAGUAAGCUGUCAUCUAAUGGUAUCAUUAUGGAAAAUGUUAUUAGAACUAAACGUACUAGAUUCUAAUGGCAAUUAAAACCAAGGGGCCUGAGGGCUUUGUGAAUAUGUGUAUAAAAAUAUUGUAGAAACAUAAUACUUGAACAAGGAUAUCAACCCUUGCUAUAUAACCGAUCUUCAUUAAACAUAAGUAGCUAAAUGUUUGGCCGAAAUUCUAGAAUUGCUGGACAAAUUCAUCAUGUAUUUGAAGACGCAGCAGAACGGUUUCGUAAAAUAAAAUUUUCAAAGUCAAAAUGAAAUAAUUAUGUACAGUAUGUACACCUAUUUAUUCAAAAAUACUUGAUACUUCGUGACCUUUUGUAUGCAGUAGAUAGCCAACUGUAUUAAAACAUUAUUAUGCAUCUUUCUAGAUAUAAAAAUAUACGUGAUUCUAUGUUAAACGUAUUUGCGUCUGGAUACUUCAAACUUCGACGUUAAUACAUGCUGAUGCAUUUUUUACAACAUUUGUAAAUACUAUUUCCAAAAGUAGUUGAAUAUUUCUGGAAAUUUAAGAUAGACUCGACUAACAACCGGUAUUGCCUUUACAGUGCAAUUAAAUGUAUAUUCAUAAGAAGUUAAAUAAACGUAGUAAUUGUACUAGAGUUGCUAUUGUUUCAAACUACAUAUAAAAAUGUGGUAUGUACUAGUCUGUUGUGAGCAAUACAGACCCUUUUAAACAUGGUUUCAAUCGACGUUUCUAGAAAAACCGUGUUUUAUUUAUACUGAGCUGUUCUAGAACAAUCUAAAAUGUUGAAAUGAAGGAAAUCGGUGUAAAUAAAUCAUAAAAAAUUACCCAAAAGCAUGUAGCAGCUAAUUUUAUUAAUAUGUUGGUAGAUGGUACCAAUGAAGUGACUGUGUAGAUAAUCCCAACUUGGAGCAUACAUUACCCAGUGCACGGUGUUUACAAGUAACGUGUAUUAUAUUUUAUUGAUGUAAAUGUCGAUACCAUGUAGGAUAUUGUCCAAGCACAAAGUUAAUUUUCUUAUGCACAUCUCAUGUUUAAAUUGUGUGAAAUGUAUGGAGAUUUUUUUUUGAAUAAGUAUAAUAAAAUAUUUAUAUAAUAAAUGUACCUACGUAUUUUGUCGUAAAAUAUUAAUCGGGAGACUACAUAUUUCUUACAAGCAGGCUCUUUUUAAAUAUUAGUGUUUUUGCGGCUGGCAACAUUAUUUGUCAAUGAAUUGUAUGUAUUAUCUGUGUAAAUAAAUUGAGUAGUGUGCAGAAAAAUGAGGAAGGUGAUGUAAUAUUAAAGU